AUGGAGAAUAAUAAUCCUGACCACAAAAUAAUCCGUGCGGAGCAAGGGACAUUGAGACCAACAAUGGACAACAAUUCCAAUGAUCCCAUGAGAAUCUUCGACAAUGAGAAGGUCGAGGCCUAUGAUCAAACUGAUCUCUCAUUUGAGAGUAUACCUGCCGAAAACUUUGAGCAAACCACUAAAUUGAACCAACCUCAUCGUGGCCUCAACGCUCGUCAUAUUCAGAUGAUCUCGCUUGGUGGUUGUAUUGGUACUGGCUUGUUCUUGAACUCUGGUCAAAAUAUUUCAGAGGCUGGUCCUGCAGGUGCUUUGAUCGCUUACUGUGUCUAUUGUCUUAUGACCUGUCUCGGUGAAAUGGCUACUUACAUGCCUGUGUCCGGUUCCUUCAACCAUUAUGCUACUAGAUUCGUUGACCCCGCAUUUGGCUUCGCUCUCGGUUGGAAUUAUUGGCUUUCUGCUGUAACAAUUGCUGCUGAAAUUUCUGCUGCUGCUACCAUCAUCAAUUGGUGGAAGCCUGUCAUGCCAGAUCCUGCUUGGUCUACUAUCUUCAUCUUUCUUAUUUUGUUUGUCAAUUUAGUUGGUGUUAGACUCUACGGUGAACUUGAGUACUGGUUCGCUCUUCUUAAAAUCUUGAUUGUUCUUGUAUUCAUCAUCAUUGCUUUGUGUGUUACUACUGGUGGUCUUGGUGCCGGUGUUAUUGGCUUCAAGUACUGGAAGGAUCCUGGAGCUUUCGCUGGUGGUGGUCUUGGUACACUUAAUGUACUGCUCUCUGCAGGUUUCUCUUUCAUGGGUACUGAAAUUGUUGGUAUCACUGCUGCUGAAGCCAAGAACCCUACCAAAACUGUUCCUCGUGCCAUCAAGAACACCUUUUGGCGUAUCAUCUUUUUCUACAUUGUCACCAUCUUCCUGUUGGGCAUGUGUCUCCCUUACAACAACCCUAAUUUGGCCAAUGCUGAUGGCGAUCCAGGAACCGCCUCUUUCACUCUUGUAUUUGAGCUUGCUUAUAUUCAAGUUGGUGCUCAUAUUAUCAACGCUGUCAUCUUGAUCAGUGUCUUAUCCGCUGCCAAUUCUUCUCUUUAUACUUGUUCCCGUACCUUGCUGGGUCUUUCAAAGGAUGGCAAUGCUCCUCGUUGGAUGGGCAAGUUGAAUCGUUGGGGUGCUCCUUACUGGGCUGUCAUUUGCUCAUCUGUCAUCGGUUUUGCCUGUGUAUUUGCUUCCAUCUACAGUGCUUCUGUCGCAUUUGUUUGGUUCUUGAGUAUCACUGCUGUCAGUGGUUUUAUCAGUUGGUGGGGUAUCGCUGUUGUUCACAUCCGUUUUAGACGUGCAUUCAAGGCUCAAGGCCGUAGCUUGGAUGACUUGCCCUACAGGGCUUUUGCCUAUCCUUAUUCAGCUAUUAUUGCCAUCAUCUUGACUACAUUUGUUAUAUUUGGCCAAGGCUAUACUGCUUUCUACCCUGAAUGGGAUGGCAUCAAGUUUGUUACCAACUACAUUGGUCUUGUGCCCGUAUUCGUAUGGUACAUUGGUUACAAGCUCAUUAGAAAAUCAAAGGUUGUACCUUUGAUGGAAGUUGAUUUUGAAACUGGUCGUGUCACGCAUCUCGAUAUCGAGAAGGACGAGGAAGAAGACGAGAUUUUACCUUGGUAUCGCAAGGCACUCGCUUGGGUCGUGUAA
This is a messenger RNA of Mucor velutinosus, 1671 nucleotides long. RefSeq lists its product as uncharacterized. Gene Ontology annotation, molecular function: amino acid transmembrane transporter activity. The record is from RefSeq and is a predicted model, not a curated record. The transcript is spliced from 9 exons. Gene Ontology annotation, biological process: amino acid transmembrane transport. The coding region runs from base 1 to 1671 and encodes 556 amino acids. Gene Ontology annotation, cellular component: membrane. NCBI's taxonomy places the organism in Eukaryota, Fungi, Mucoromycota, Mucoromycetes, Mucorales, Mucoraceae.